AUGCAGGACGGUCGUGCUCCCAGAAUCAAGAACCGGGCGCCUGCUGCCGCGCAAGAGAGGCAAGAAACGGCGUUUCGGGCUCCGAAGCAGCGGGUGGAAAACUUUGAAGAGCUCGAUGAGUACCGUGGUCGGAAACGUGAAGAGUUUGAGGAACGGGUCAGGCGUAAUAGAGGUAGUGUAAAGGAAUGGUUACAAUAUGCCAAUUGGGAGGCCUCCCAAAACGAGUUUGCACGAUCUCGUUCUGUGUUUGAGAGGGCUUUGGAUGUGGACCCAAGCUCGAUCCAGAUUUGGCUGUCGUACACGGAGAAGGAGCUGAAGAACCGCAACGUUCAGCAUGCCAGGAAUUUGUUUGAUCGUGCUGUGACUCUUUUGCCCCGUGUUGAUCAGUUGUGGUACAAGUAUGUGUACCUGGAGGAGCUGUUGGGUAAUGUCAGUGGAGCACGGCAGGUUUUUGAGAGGUGGGUGAAGUGGGAGCCGGAUGAGAAGGCAUGGAUGGCGUAUAUUAGAUUUGAGGAGCGCUAUCAGGAGAUGGAGAGGGUUAGUGCGCUGUAUGAGAGGGUGGUUGCUGUUAGCCCGGAGGUGAAGACUUGGAUUAGGUGGGCCAGGUUUGAGGAGGAGAGAGGGUGUGCUGAGAAAGCGAGGGAGGUGUUUAGGACUGCGGUGGAGUUUUAUGGUGAGGAGCCUGAGGAUGUUGAGAGGGCACAGGGUUUGUAUGCUGCUUUUGCGAAGAUGGAGACUAGGCUUAAGGAAUAUGAGAGGGCGAGGGUCGUGUACAAGUUUGCUCUGGACCGGAUACCUCGCUCUAAAUGUGCUGCGUUGUACGAUGCCUACACCAAGUUUGAAAAGCAGCACGGUUCCACUACUGAUUUGGAAGCAUCUGUCAUCGCUAAACGCCGCAUUCAGAACGAGGAAGAGGUGCAGCGUGAUGGUAGGAAUUACGAUGUCUGGUUCGAUUAUGUGAAUUUGGAGGAGGGAGUUUGGCAGUCACUGCGAGAAGAAGGAUUUUCGGCGGGUGAACGGGAUGAGCAGGGUCGAAGAGUAGAAGAGGUCUAUGAGCGUGCCAUUGCCCUAGUUCCUCCGGGAGAUGAGAAACGACAUUGGCGGAGGUAUAUAUAUUUGUGGCUCCGGUAUGCCUUGUUUGAGGAGGUGGAACGGAAGGACUAUGAACGAGCUCGGGAAGUUUACAAGACGGCUAUCUCUGUGGUUCCCCACCAAAAGUUCACCUUUACGAAACUUUGGUUAAGUUUUGCCAAGUUUGAGGUUAGGAUGCUUGAGUUGGGUUCGGCGCGCAAGAUUCUUGGUACGGGAAUUGGACUUUGUCCGAAGCCUUCGUUGUUCAGGGGUUAUAUCGAUCUGGAAAUUGAGGUAUGGGUAAUGUUUGUUUGUCGUUUAGCUUCGGGAGUUCGAUCGUGCGCGUACGCUUUACGAAAAGUACUUGGAGUACGACCCCACCGAUUCGACCGCCUGGGUCAGUUGAGUCCGCAUGUCAAGGUUUGGGUGUCGUAUGCCCUUUUAGAGGCGCAGGAUAUUACGGUCAUUGUGGAGAUGGAUGAUGGAGAGGAGAGGGAGGGAAGUGCGUCAUGGGAACCCGGGUCUUGCGCGGCAGGUUUUCCAGAGAGGCGCGCCACGUUGUUGGAGGUCUGGGAAUUGUUUGAAGGUACCCAUGGAACGGUGGAGGAUUUGAAGAAGGUUAGGCUGAUGAAGCCCACGGCUGGCGCACGUCGGGUGGUCGAUGAUGCGGGGGUUGUGACCUACGAUGGCCCGGGCUUGGAAAGAGUCACAGGAACAGACGUCGAUUGUGGACUCUGUGUCCGUGCAGAUGGAUGA
Messenger RNA from Coprinopsis cinerea okayama7#130, 1827 nucleotides. RefSeq names its product pre-mRNA-splicing factor CLF1. The record is from RefSeq and is a predicted model, not a curated record. Gene Ontology annotation, biological process: spliceosomal complex assembly; mRNA splicing, via spliceosome. The transcript has 11 exons. Gene Ontology annotation, cellular component: precatalytic spliceosome; post-mRNA release spliceosomal complex; U2-type catalytic step 2 spliceosome. Gene Ontology annotation, molecular function: protein binding. Bases 1 to 1827 code for a protein of 608 amino acids. NCBI's taxonomy places the organism in Eukaryota, Fungi, Basidiomycota, Agaricomycetes, Agaricales, Psathyrellaceae.